UUCACUCGUAGUGAUGGGCUUAUUGCACAAGUCGCAGAACCGCACCAAACCCGAUGACCCCGCGCUGUGGUUCUCCAUGGUUACGCGUCGGGGUUAGAUCUGACUGCGCGGCAGCCUGAUUUUGGAGAUGAGAUUCGACGAGACAGAAAGAAAAGAUGAAGGUAAAUGGGUAUUCAAGGCUUCAACUAAUUUCAUCAACUAACGGGUAUUUUGAUGACGUAUUUGUCAGCAGGACGACUGGGGAUCGUCGACUUCUCUUGGCCCCGUAUAUCUACGCGUGGGACUAUGGAGUUUUUCAAGUUAACGAGGUGGACCUUUUUUGGCGCCGAGAAUUGAAGCUGGAGACAAGUAAACGCGUUUACGCGCCACAGCGAUUCUACACCUACGUUCAUUCCUAUCUCCGUAGAGAGUUACUAAGAUCUGACUUGCGAAUGAUGCCUUUAUUCCCGUUCCCAUUCCCAUAUACACGGGCUACCACCGGACAUUCGGCGAUACAUCGCCACGUGCAGCUAGCAUCUCGUCAACUCACUGUGCGCACGCAAUUCCAUUCUCAAGUGCCUCUCUUCCCUAUCAAUAACAACAACCCCCAUCCUUCCUCAGCCGAGCCCCCAUCCCCGAGCUGGCGAUGUCCUUUUACCAUUCGCCAACAUCAUCUCUGCACCGCCGCUGCUCCCCCUUCGAUAAGGCGAGCCGCUGACAUGCAUAAACAAGCUCUAAGCACCUCUACGCCGUCUCCGCAGGGUCCUUUGUUCGUGCGGGUUGGGGCGUCUAACCGGCGAUCCUUCGUCGACGCCAGUCAGCCACGCCGUGCGUUGCCUCGCCAGCCAAUCGCCGUCCGCGCGCGCAGUCCCAACAAACGGCGCAAGUCGUCGAAUUCUGUUGAUUCUCCGCGGCGAUCGCUCCUGGGAUCCGCCGCGGCGUUCUUAUCUCCCGAGCGGCCAAUCGGCGGGAUAAGACAGCUAGCCCCCCAGUCGAAAUAGACGAUAGCGAGGACCCCGACUUGCGCCCGCGGCCUCUCAGAUACAGCGCCGGCGCGCCGGGACCUGCGCGGCGAUUGGCGGCGCAGGUGUCGCAGAGCGGCGCAGAUGCACCUGGGGCGAAGGCAGCGCGGU
Messenger RNA from Durotheca rogersii, 1112 nucleotides. RefSeq lists its product as uncharacterized. The record is from RefSeq and is a predicted model, not a curated record. Bases 156 to 980 code for a protein of 274 amino acids. The transcript has a single exon. Lineage: Eukaryota; Fungi; Ascomycota; Sordariomycetes; Xylariales; Xylariaceae.